Messenger RNA from Spodoptera littoralis (African cotton leafworm), 960 nucleotides. The record is from the annotation of a GenBank genome assembly. Lineage: Eukaryota; Metazoa; Arthropoda; Insecta; Lepidoptera; Noctuidae.
AUGGAUUACCUAAGUGGUUGGUGUAAAAGUAAGCAAAGGUUGGACGGCUGCACGGUCAUAGUGACUGGUUGCAACACUGGUAUUGGCAAAGAAGCCGUUUUGGAUUUCUACAAGAGGGGUGGGUGCAUCAUAAUGGCUUGCCGGAAUAUGGAAAAGGCAAAUGCAGCCAAAGAAGAAAUAGAGGAGCAGUGCAAAACACAGGAAGGUACGGGCACGCUGGUCGUGGAGCAGCUGGACCUGUGUCGGCUGGAGAGCGUGCGCGCGUUCGUGCGGCGCGUGGCGGCGCGCGAGCGCAGUCUGCGCGCGCUGCUGUGCAACGCGGGCGUCAUGAUGUGUCCGCUGGCGCGCACGGAGGACGGCUUCGAGACACACAUCGCCUCCAACCACCUCGCGCAUGCGCUGCUCGCGCUGCUGCUGCUGCCGCUUCUCAUUCGAGACUCUCACUCCAGGAUCAUCUUCGUUUCAUCAUACGUACAUGCAAAACAUAAACUAGACCUGGACGAUUUGAAUUUUGAGAAGAAACCUUACAACGCUUUUGAAGCCUACUGCAGAAGCAAAUCUGCUAAUAUUUUAUUUGCCAGAGCUCUUGCUGAUAAGUUGAAGGAACACAACAUAAGAAAUGUGACGACGUAUAGUUUGCACCCCGGCGUUAUUCGCACAGAUAUUAGUCGGCACUUCGACGAGACCGUCUGGUAUGGCGCGUCAUGGCUGUUCAACAACGUGCUCGGUCUCUUCUUGAAGUCACCGCAGUGUGGCGCGCAGACCUCUGUAUACUGUGCUAUUGAUGAAUCCUGCGCUGAUGAAAGUGGGCUUUAUUAUAGCGAUUGUGCGGUGACUCAGCCAUCGAAGCAGUGUCAAGAUGAAUCUCAAGCAGCCAGACUGUGGGACCUUACCAUUCAGGCACUCAAACUGGAUCUAGAUAAAUAUAAUCCUUUUGAUCCAAAUACUCAAAUUAAUUAA